This is a messenger RNA of Hypoxylon fragiforme, 2982 nucleotides long. RefSeq names its product SET domain-containing protein. Gene Ontology annotation, molecular function: histone H3K36 methyltransferase activity; protein binding. Gene Ontology annotation, biological process: regulation of DNA-templated transcription. NCBI's taxonomy places the organism in Eukaryota, Fungi, Ascomycota, Sordariomycetes, Xylariales, Hypoxylaceae. The transcript is spliced from 3 exons. Gene Ontology annotation, cellular component: chromatin; nucleus. The record is from RefSeq and is a predicted model, not a curated record. Bases 427 to 2847 code for a protein of 806 amino acids.
CGAAACGAGCUUAGCUAGCUAGCUAUUGGUUGAUUGAACUCUCUCUCUUUUUUGAAUUUGCAUUUUUAAACUUUGAGCUAUUCUAUUUUCACUCCCCUUCAUGUUUCUAAGCUCUCAACUAAACUUCUUACGUCCCCCAACUUUUUACAUGAGUACGUACUAACUCCAAUUGUUUAACUUCAGGUUACAUAAUUUCCUUCUCUUACCCCCCCAAUCAUCCAUUCAUCUAACCUACAUUAUCUCUACUACAUACACCCUUCUCUCAUCCCGCCUAUUACAUAACCUCCAUAACUACAUAUUACCUUAUUAUUGUCACCACUCUUUACUUUAAACUCCUCUCUUACAUUUACAUAUUCAACGCGUCGUGUCUAUUUUCAACCACUAUAUUGGAUUGAACUGCCACAACGUUGUUGUACCUCACUAGACAUGGACUUACCUGCAACCAUGUCUUCCCCUCGUGCGUUUUCUUCCGAGUCCAGUGUCGGCGCUGCUGCCGACACUUUCUCUCCUGUCGCGUCUUCCACAUCGACCCCCCCUACUACUACUGCCGACACGAUGAGUCUGGCUUCCGAGAACUCCAAGCAUGAGAAUGCCGCGGCCAUUGGCCCUAUUGACGAUACUAUUGACGCACUGGACGUUGACGCGUCUUCUGUUAUUGCCGACUCCAUUGUCGCGUCUGCCCCCACAACCCUCCCAACCCUCCCAACUCUCCCAAACGCUUCCCAACUUCCCUCUCCCAACGCCCUCGAUGCCACGCCUAGCAUCUCUAGCGGACGUUCGCGCCGACAACGACUCAGCGCACCUAUCUACAAUAUUGCGAAGUUAGCUGGCACUGCGAUUCACGGAAAGCGAAGAGCCAAGGGCGACGAUGUUGCGGACCGAAAGCGACGCGCCACAACCGGUGGUGACGCGCGAAUUGAGUCUGAGGAUGAAGAGGAGAGCAACCCGCUCUCGAUUACACAGAGUGCAGGGCCAAUUGCCACGAAAAACUCCAAGUCAUUUAAGGAGACGGAUGGAGAGCUCGUGAGACGCAUCCGAACGCGUUCCUCGGCCGUGGAGCCCGACUCACUGGCGCAGAAGCUAUCUACCUUGGGCAAGAAGGGACGAACAACAUUUGAGAAGGGCCUAACCAAGAUGUCACGUGAAUUGCGACGAUUGCAGGACACCGAUGAAUUUGCAUUCAUUGAUAAGAAGCCUGUUAUUGUGUCGACCUGGGCCAACGGAAAGCCCGUCUUACCUGACAACGAACGCACCAACAACACCGCAGGCGCUACCACCACAUCCAACUCCAGUCGUCACUCCAACCAGAAUGCUACCCCCAGCCGUGGUAGCCUGAAGCGCAGCCGCUCCAAUCCCCAAUCGGAGUCAUCUCGAAAGAAGGCUAAAGGUACAGCCGAGGCUCGUGACGAGGAGGAUGAGUCGGAGGACGAUAUUAUCGAGGAACAGGCACCACCUCCCCCCCCACGAGUUACGAAGAAGUACCUCGAUCGCGGCCUCUACGCAGGCCAAGAGACCCCUGCCGAUGUCUACCAAGGUCUCACUGCGGCAGAGAAGAAGAAGUUGGCAGAGUUACCCGAGUUGAUGCCUAGCGGUAGGCCCAAUACGACGAUGCCGCUGCCCAUGUUUAAUGGCAUGCGCACCUUGAUUGAGGGCCGAGACUUCAAGCUGCCCUGGGAUGUCUGCAACCCUCUCCCCCCCGGCCAGCCCAAGCCGGACUUCAAGAAGCUUACCAAGAAUCGAUUUAUUGGUGAUGCGGCCGCCUACUGGAAGAAGACUCCACACUUCAAGGACUAUCAAUCCAAGUGUGUGUGCGCCCCAGAGGACGGAUGCGGUGAGAGCUGCCAGAACCGCAUCAUGCUCUACGAAUGCGACGACAACAAUUGCAAUGUUGGCCCGCAGCUUUGCCAGAACCGUGCCUUUGCGAGACUACAAGAGCGCACGAAGUUAGGAGGCAAGUAUCGUGUUGGAGUCGAGGUCCUCAAGACGGAGGAUCGAGGUUAUGGCAUUCGAGCAAACCGACCUUUCGAAGCCAACCAGAUUAUCAUGGAAUACAUCGGCGAGAUUAUCACCGAAGAAGAGUGCGAUCGCCGCAUGAAUGAGAAAUAUCAGAAUGCUGAGUGCUACUAUCUCAUGUCCUUCGACCAAAACAUGAUCAUCGACGCCACGACCGGUAGUAUCGCUCGUUUCGUCAAUCACUCAUGCUCGCCGAACUGUCGAAUGAUUAAAUGGAUCGUUUCCGGUCAGCCACGCAUGGCCCUCUUCGCGGGAGACCGCGAUAUCAUGACGGGCGAAGAACUGACAUACGACUACAACUUUGACCCAUUCUCGGCUAAGAACGUUCAGAAGUGUCUUUGUGGUAGUGCGAACUGUCGUGGCGUCCUAGGACCAAAACCAAAGGAGGUGAAGCAACCGAAGCAGCCGAAGGAUGAUGCAGCCGCAGCUGGAAAAAAGGGCGCUAGCAAGCGCAAGAGAAAUUCGGGAGAAGCCGACGAAGAUGACGAGGAAGUAGCCUCGUCCAAGAAGCGCAAGAUAAUUGCGCCAACGGGAACCAAGGCUAAGCAGGGCAAAACCCUAACUAAGGCCAGCAUCGGAGCCAUCAAGGGCGCCGUCGCCAGUAUCAAGAGUACUGCGUCGACGAUCUCGGUGAACACCAAGGCCAUCCUUGGUUCCAAGUCCUCGGGCCGCAAGACAGCGGCUAUCCAGAAGUCUAAGACUGUGGUUAGAACCUAUAGUAAGACUAAGGUAUCCAAGCGACCGCUGACGACUCUGCGAACCACCCCUCGACAAGCUACCGCCCGCGCUUCGGGUUCUGCGACGAUCGUCGCGGCAAGCUCGGAGAAGGCGUAACCGAACGCAACGAGCUUACGAUGAACAGAAAUCCGGGAACCGAUACCCUAAUCUCAUCACCUGGAAUCUCUCACUGCCGUUUCUAACCCUAUAACCUUUAAUAUUACGACAUCGAAACCCCCAUCUUCCUCCCCA